AUGCGCUCGCAGUUGGUCCAAAUCACGUCUAAGAUCACGGCCCUAGCAAAACUCGGAAGCAUAUCGCAGGCCCGAAACCUGUUCGACCAAAUGGCUGAGAGAGACACGAUCGCAUGGAACGCGAUCAUAAGUGGAUAUUCCCACUCGGGACUCCACCAUGAAUCCCUUUCUUUAUUCAACCACAUGAGAUUUAGCAACGUUAAGCCCGAUCACUUCACGUACACUGCAGUACUAAGCGCCUGUGCGGGCCUAAGGGAUUCGAAAUCGGGGCAAAGGUUUCAUGCUCUGGUUAUCGUCUCAGGCUGGAAAUCUUCCCUGCCAGUGAAUAAUUCUCUUAUCGACAUGUAUGGGAAGUUUUUAAGGGCCUGGGACGCACAAAAAGUGUUUGAGAACAUGGGUUUUCUCAGGAACGUGGUUUCGUGGUGCUCGUUGUUGUUUGCUUAUGUGAAUGCGGGUCUUCUCGAUCUCUCGUGCCAUGUGCUUUUUGAUAUGCCGGGUAGAGCGGUUGUGGCUUGGAAUACCGUUAUUGCAGGGUGUUCAAAGUGGGCUCGGCCUGAACUGUGUCUUGUUUUGUUCAGGAGGAUGUUGGAGGAGGAUUAUUGUGGCUCGGAUCAGUGGACUUUGAGUGCGGUUAUGAAUUCUUGUUCCGAAAUGUGUGAGCCAUGCUAUGGUUAUAUGGUGCAUGGUUUUAUAAUCCAAACCGGUUGGGAAAAUGCGGUUGAGGUCAGUAACUCGGUACUCAGCUUCUACAUAAAAUUUGGUGAGGAAGAUGAAAUACUGAAAGCGGUCGAGGCUGUUAGAACAUUCAGUGAGGUUUCUUUGAAUGUGAUCAUUGAUGCAUAUAUGAAGAUUGGUAAUCUUGAAGAAGCUUGCCGCGUUUUUCAGUCUUUGCCCAAUAAGAGAAAUCUCAUAUCUUGGACUUCAAUGAUAGCUGGAUGUGUGAGGAACGGGCACGAGGAACAGGCUUUGAAUUUUUUUAUUGACCUAACGAGAAGUUAUAUUCGGCCGGACGAUGUCACGUUGGGAGCCGUCCUGCACGCGUGUUCUAAUCUGGCGGCACUCAGCCGAGGUCGAGCGGUUCAAGGCCACGUGAUUAAAUCCGGUUUCCAUGCCUAUUGUUAUGUCGGCAAUAGCCUCGUGAACAUGUAUGCCAGAUGUGGGGACAUUCUCGAUGCUCAUCGAGCUUUCGAGGAAGUCCCAUUCAAGGACCUGAUUUCAUGGAACACAAUGUUGUUUGCAUUCGGGUUGCAUGGGCAGCCGGUGCGGGCCAUGCGCGUUCUCGAGGAAAUUUCAGCUUCUGGACUGAGGCCCGAUAAAGUGACGUUUAUCGGGCUUCUGAUGACUUGUAGCCAUUCGGGCCUAAUUGAUAAGGGCCUGCCCCUUUUCGAGUCAAUGUCCUUGAAAUACGGGCUCCGACCUGAUACCGAUCACAUUGCGUGCGUGGUGGAUAUGCUCGUUCGUGGUGGGAAAUUCGAAAAAGCCGAAGAAUUUGUGAAUAAGCACGUCUGUUUAGAUCAGAUUGCGAAAAUGGGCUUAUUGGAGGUGCUUGUCGGGUCGUAUUUGGGUCAGGGGGAUUUGAAGAGUGGGGCCAAGCUGGCAGAAAAACUGUGUGCCCUGAGGCCACGCGAUGAGAUGGGGUAUGUUGUGCUGUCGAAUAUGUACUGCGCGAGCGGGGAGUGGGUGCGAGCCCAGGGUCUGAGGAAGGAGAUGGCCGAUCGAGGAGUGAGGAAAAUGUACGGUUGCAGUUGGGUCGAGGUAAGGAAUCGGGUUACAGCUUUUGUGGCGGGAAGUGAUUCGUUUUCUUGUAUGGAGGAGGUUUAUGGGGUGCUGUCACUUAUUCAGACGGAGACAAGGCAGCCCAUGUCUGUUUUUGGUUGGGAUGGGAUUACGUAG
Molecule: messenger RNA, 1893 nt
Organism: Striga hermonthica
Lineage: Eukaryota; Viridiplantae; Streptophyta; Magnoliopsida; Lamiales; Orobanchaceae
Source: the annotation of a GenBank genome assembly